UGCUUAGUUAAAAUUACAGCGGCAAGCCCAUUUAUCGGUUACCAACAAGCUAUUGGCUGCCUCUAAAGGCGCCAAGAUAAAAAAUUGUUGAUAAAUUUUGUGGUGGUCGAACGAUAGAAUUUAUGUACAGUGCUGGGAGUAGAAGAAAAGUGACAUAAAUGGCGGAAUUGUGCUAAAGCAGCGCCAACAUUUGUAUUUAAUUGCGGAUUGUAUAAAAUAAUAGUUAAUUUCAUAGCUUUAAGACGCGGCAAAGCAAGUGUGGCAACUAAUUGGUCAUCAAAUAAUCAAGAUAUACCAGAAUUUAAGUGCGCGCCAUGUAUAAGCGUAAAUCUGCAGCUGCAGCUCUACCUUCAAAGCAGCGGGUCAGUGUCAGCACCAGCCCCGAAACAGCAGAUGAGUCUGCUGCUACUGCUGCUGCACAUGAUGAUUUAGACACAAAGUCACGCGUAGAGCUGACAGAGGAUCAAGAGAAACUGGACAUGGACGAGCAAAACUCAAGCCAAUCACAAUCUCAGCCAAGCCAACAGCGUUCUGUUGGCUCGCUUGUGUUAUUGACCCAAAAAUUUGUUGAACUAAUGAAGCAGAAUGGCGGCUCGAUAGAUCUGAAAGAGGCAACAAAAAUCUUGGACGUGCAAAAGCGACGAAUUUACGAUAUAACCAAUGUUUUAGAGGGUAUUGGCUUAAUUGACAAAGGCAGGCACUGCUCGUUAGUACGUUGGCGGGGCGGAGGCUUUACUAAUGCCAAAGACAGAAGAGCGUAUGAGAUAGCUUGUGAGCGCACAAAUCAUUUAAAAUCAUUAGAGGAUGAUUUGGAUAGGCAAUUGGAGUAUGCCCAACGCAAUUUGAAUUUUAUAAUGCAAGAUCCAACUAAUCAAUCGUAUGCGUAUAUAACGCGCGAUGAUUUUUUGAACACUUAUGGUGACGACACAGUCUUCACUAUACCCAAUUAUGAUGAAGAAGUAAAAAUUGAGCGUAAUGACGACGAACUGCGAGUUUCAUUAGAUAAUGGUAGCACAAUUGACAUUCGUCUGGUUACCGAUCAAGGUACGGGUAUUACGAAUCCGCAAGAUUCGGAUGGACCCUUUGAUGAGCAACACUGCGACACACCAACGCCAAACUCAUCGCCUUCACACUCUAGCGAUGCGGGGCAGGGAACUGGCAACGUCAUUAAAGACGAGCAUACGUAUUCUUGCAAUCCAGAACUAAAGGAAGAGAACAAAACGCUGGAGAAUGAGCUAACUGCAAAAAUAAUAUUUCAAAACUAUUUGUCGGGGCAUUCACUAAGAAGAUUCUAUCCGGAUGAUCCCAAUUUAGAAAACCCUCCACUUGUGCAGGUGAACCCACCCCAAGAAGACUUUAAUUUUGUGCUGAAAAACGACGAAGGAGUUUGCGAAUUAUUUGAUGUACAUUGUUAGGCAACAAUCGUUAGGCUUGCGUUUGUAAUUGGCCGAGUGCAUUGUGCAAAUAUUUAAGCUUAGUAAAAUUCUGACCUUUAAUUAUUUUUUAUAACGUAGGCAUUUUAAAUUAGUUUAAUUGUA
This is a messenger RNA of Drosophila busckii, 1538 nucleotides long. RefSeq names its product transcription factor E2F2 (gene E2f2). NCBI's taxonomy places the organism in Eukaryota, Metazoa, Arthropoda, Insecta, Diptera, Drosophilidae. Bases 315 to 1415 code for a protein of 366 amino acids. Gene Ontology annotation, biological process: regulation of transcription by RNA polymerase II. Gene Ontology annotation, molecular function: DNA-binding transcription factor activity, RNA polymerase II-specific; RNA polymerase II cis-regulatory region sequence-specific DNA binding. The record is from RefSeq and is a predicted model, not a curated record. Gene Ontology annotation, cellular component: RNA polymerase II transcription regulator complex. The transcript is spliced from 6 exons.